GUGUAAGAUACUGGGAUGGACUGGGAGGGGCUCGAUGCCAUCAUCUUCCUCAUCGGCAUCAUCGCGGCCAACGUGCCCAAGGGGCUGCUGGCCACCGUCACGGUGUGCCUGACCCUCACUGCCAAGCGCAUGGCCCGCAAGAACUGCCUGGUGAAGAACCUGGAGGCGGUGGAGACGCUGGGCUCCACCUCCACCAUCUGCUCGGACAAGACGGGCACGCUGACGCAGAACCGCAUGACCGUGGCGCACAUGUGGUUCGACAACCAGAUCCACGAGGCCGACACCACUGAGGACCAGUCGGGUGCCACCUUCGACAAGCGCUCUCCCACGUGGGCGGCGCUGGCGCGCAUCGCGGGGCUCUGCAACCGCGCCGUGUUCAAGCCGGGCCAGGAGAACGUCUCCAUCUCCAAGCGGGACACGGCCGGGGACGCCUCGGAGUCGGCGCUGCUCAAGUGCUAAAAGACGGGAAGGCACUGGGGAGCACUGCUGAGGGGCUCCACCAUCAUCCUCCUCAUGCACAUCAUGGUGGCCAACGUGUGCCUGACCCUCACUGCCAAGCGCAUGGCCCGCAAGAACUGCCUGGUGAAGAACCUGGAGGCCGUGGAGACGCUGGGCUCCACCUCCACCAUCUGCUCGGACAAGACGGGCACGCUGACCCAGAACCGCAUGACCGUGGCCCACAUGUGGUUCGACAACCAGAUCCACGAGGCCGACACCACUGAGGACCAGUCGGGACGCCGGGGUGGCUCUGGUGACCCCGGGCUGCCUGUGGGUGACCCCACGCUGACCUUGCCAUGUCCCCCCGCUGUCCCCUGUCCGUCCCGUGUCCAGCUGUCCAUCCACGAGCGCGAGGAGGACCCCCAGGGCUACCUGCUGGUGAUGAAGGGAGCCCCCGAGCGCAUCCUGGACCGCUGCUCCCGCAUCCUCCUGCAGGGCCAGGAGCAGCCCCUGGACCAGGAGAUGCGCGAGGCCUUCCAGAACGCCUACCUGGAGCUGGGGGGGCUCGGGGAGAGGGUCCUGGGGUUCUGUCACCUGGACAGGGGUGAGCUCCAGUGUCCCCAACGUCCCCGACGUCCCCAGGGCGCCAUCGUGGCGGUGACGGGUGACGGCGUGAACGACUCGCCGGCGCUGAAGAAGGCGGACAUCGGGAUCGCCAUGGGCAUCGCGGGCUCCGACGUGUCCAAGCAGGCGGCCGACAUGAUCCUGCUGGACGACAACUUCGCCUCCAUCGUCACCGGCGUCGAGGAAGGUCGGGGACGGCCACCGGGGUUUGGGGACAUCGGGGACAUGGGGGGCAUUGGGGGGAUUGGGGGCAGCGGAGUCAUUGGGGAAUUUGGGGAUAUUGGGGACGGCGCCAUCGUGGCGGUGACGGGUGACGGCGUGAACGACUCGCCGGCGCUGAACAUCCCAAAUCCUCCCAGGGUGACACCGCUGUCCCCUCAGGUCCCCGCCAUCUCCCUGGCCUACGAGGCGGCCGAGAGCGACAUCAUGAAACGGCAACCGCGGAACCCGCGCAGCGACAAGCUGGUCAACGAGCGGCUCAUCAGCAUGGCCUACGGCCAGAUCGGGAUGAUCCAGGCUCUGGGCGGGUUCUUCACCUACUUCGUGAUCCUGGCGGAGAACGGGUUCCUGCCGGGGACGCUGCUCGGGAUCCGCCUGGCCUGGGACGACCGCUCCAAGAACGACCUGGAGGAUUCCUACGGACAGGAGUGGACGUACGAGCAGCGCAAGGUGGUGGAGUUCACGUGCCACACGGCGUUCUUCGCCAGCAUCGUCGUGGUGCAGUGGGCGGAUCUCAUCAUCUGCAAGACGCGCCGCAACUCCGUCUUCCAGCAGGGCAUGAAGAACAAGAUCCUGAUUUUCGGGCUGCUGGAGGAGACGGCGCUGGCGGCGUUCCUGUCCUACUGCCCGGGCAUGGGGGUGGCUCUGCGCAUGUACCCCCUCAAGGUCACCUGGUGGUUCUGUGCCUUCCCCUAUUCCCUGCUGAUCUUCGCCUACGACGAGGUGAGGAAGCUGAUCCUGAGGCGCUACCCCGGAGGCUGGGUGGAGAAGGAAACCUAUUACUGAUCCCCUCCCCCUCUUUUGGGACCCCCCGAGCCCCCCCCGCACCCCAA
Passer montanus (Eurasian tree sparrow) is the source of this 2114-nucleotide messenger RNA. Its product is annotated as sodium/potassium-transporting ATPase subunit alpha-2-like. Gene Ontology annotation, biological process: sodium ion export across plasma membrane; proton transmembrane transport; intracellular sodium ion homeostasis. The record is from RefSeq and is a predicted model, not a curated record. The transcript has 15 exons. Lineage: Eukaryota; Metazoa; Chordata; Aves; Passeriformes; Passeridae. Gene Ontology annotation, molecular function: P-type sodium:potassium-exchanging transporter activity; ATP hydrolysis activity; ATP binding. Gene Ontology annotation, cellular component: membrane.